AUGAUGGGUCUUCCAGCUUCGGCUCCGAUCGCUCUACCCAUCCAACGAGGUCUAGUGCCCAUAGGGUUCGCCCCUCCCACCAAGUGGCGCAUGAGACCUACCUCUACAAAGUUGGCUAUUCUCUAUCUCCUUUAUACAUUCACUAUCACCUGCGUCCUCACCUUCAUCAUGUGGCUCGCCUAUGUGAAGAUUCCCUAUAUAGUCGACAUCGAGUGCGACCGGGAAGGCCAUGUCCGCACCCCACCUGCGGUCUCGACGCUAACGGUCUGUGAGCAGAUCAAUGUGGCUCAUGGCGGCCCAGCUAAGGCAGUGAGUGUGGUUACUUGCCGUUGCCAUCCGCGACGUGACAUAUCCGUAGUGUGA
This is a messenger RNA of Perkinsus marinus ATCC 50983, 363 nucleotides long. RefSeq lists its product as hypothetical. Bases 1 to 363 code for a protein of 120 amino acids. NCBI's taxonomy places the organism in Eukaryota, Perkinsozoa, Perkinsida, Perkinsidae. The transcript has 2 exons. The record is from RefSeq and is a predicted model, not a curated record.